Molecule: messenger RNA, 2864 nt
Organism: Oryzias latipes (Japanese medaka)
Lineage: Eukaryota; Metazoa; Chordata; Actinopteri; Beloniformes; Adrianichthyidae
Gene: dab2
Product: DAB adaptor protein 2
Biological process (GO): negative regulation of canonical Wnt signaling pathway; receptor-mediated endocytosis; positive regulation of epithelial to mesenchymal transition
Cellular component (GO): cytoplasm; clathrin-coated pit; intracellular membrane-bounded organelle
Molecular function (GO): cargo receptor activity; clathrin-cargo adaptor activity
Source: RefSeq, a predicted model, not a curated record
GCAACAAGUCUUCUGUCCUGUCAGUGACGGAGGGGUUAACGGGAGCGCGCAGACGUCUCUCCUCUCCUUUUCUCUGCGUCUGAUUCAAAAGCUGCUACUGAUUGGACUGAUUUUUGCAGCUGAGCCACUGAAGGCGCCGCGGGGCAAAAACACCGCUGUUGUGUCUGCGGGAAAUCGAACGUCUCACUGCGCGCUUUCAUACAGGCGGAGAGGCAUGCGCGGGUGUUGAAGGCCUCAUUUUCCCUUCAUCGCCUGCUCCCUCCAACCCGGAGCUGCUGUUUGCUUUACCCCAGGUUGUCACUCGUUCGAGUCCCCCGCCAUGUCUGCAGAGGUGGAAACCAGCGCGCCCGCAACUGUCGAUCCAAGCUCCCAGACUGCGGACUCGACCCCCGGGACCCCACCCACGUCCCCCAGCACGGCCACAUCCAGGGUCCCGUUCAAGAGGGAAAAGAAGAAAACUCCAGAGAAGACAGACGAUUACCUGCUGAGCAGGUUUCAGGGAGAUGGGGUGAGGUACAAGGCCAAGCUGAUCGGCAUCGACGACGUUCCAGAGGCCCGAGGAGACAAGAUGUGCCAAGAUUCCAUGAUGAAACUGAAGGGAAUGGCAGUAGCUGCUCGGUCUCAGGGCAAACAUAAACAGAGGAUCUGGGUCAACAUCUCAAUGUCUGGUCUAAAGAUCAUUGAUGAGAAAUCAGGAGUGAUCGAGCAUGAGCAUGCGGUGAAUAAGAUCUCCUUCAUUGCCAGAGAUGUGACGGACAACAGGGCUUUUGGAUACGUGUGUGGAGCAGAGGGUCAGCAUCAGUUCUUCGCCAUAAAGACCGCGCAACAGGCGGAGCCUUUGGUCAUCGACCUGAAAGACCUUUUCCAGGUGAUCUUUAACGUGAAGAAAAAAGAAGCAGAGUCUUCGCAGAAGGGUGAAAACGGCAGCGUUGUAGUCGAGAAUGGAGGUGAUGCCUUGAUGGGUGUAGACAAUGGAGUAAAAACUGCUCAGCCAGUAGAGCAGCUGGAUCUCUUUGGAGACAUGUCGACUCCUCCAGACGUCCAGGCUCCCAAUGACUCUAAUGAAACGCUCUUGCUGGACUUUUCUGCUGAAGUUGACGACAAUCAGAAUUGCAUAAAAGGAAAUUCUUUUCUAGCCUUUGGCCUCGGCUCUGUGACGUCUCCCGAUGCCAAUCCCUUUUCUUCAAAGUUUGGUUACUUCCCCGCUCCUGACAGUGACCCUUUUAGAGAUGACCCUCUCGCUAAAUCGGCAGGUGACGCCCCCGUUUCCCCCAGUGACUAUCUGAAACACCUCACUGGUGGCUCCACUAAGACUGUUUGUAACGGCGAGAUGAACGGCGAGGCAGAAAUUGGUCACCGAGGUAUUGGGUUGUCUGGAAAAACCAUUAGCCUUGCUCUUAACGAUGGACAGUGGCCACUAGGCGGCAGCAUAGCUCAAGGCAGUGGGAUCACCUUGACAGACGGGAAUGAGACCAUUCUGUCAAACAAAAACCCAUUUUCUGACCCGUCUCUGAAAACCUCCGUCUUAAACGGCGUAACUCCACGUCCGGAAGUGGAUUCGGUUGUCCUGAGCCCGCCCCCGCAGAGCUCUAAGUCCGGACGAGGGCGACGGAAUGCAAAGUCGGGAUCAAGUGACCUGUUUGGGACAGAACUCUUUACCACUCCUUCCCAUUCUGAGGGUUCAUCUGUCCCGGCUGACCUUUUCAACAACAUGCCUGCAAAUUCACCCCCCUCCACCAUCGCUGCUCUGGGAAAUCUUCAGUUGGGCUUCCCUGCUACCACAACUGUCCAUCCUGUUGGUAUGUGGGGAGCCUCUCCUGCUGCGCCAGCCAUGUUCCCCAUGCCAGGGGUGGCCGCUCCGGGCCCCAGACCCAGUUUCAUGCCGCAGCCUGCCUUUGGGCCUCCCAUGGUGGCCCCGGCAUGGCCUCAGCAGAUGCCACCACAGUUCAAUGCCCCACCCUUGUCUCCACCUCAUCUCUCCUGGGGCCAACAUGCCGCAUCCAAUCCCUUCCAACAGGGUGCUUUCCCAGCAAUGGGAGACCAGGGAGGUCCAGCACGGCCCCCUCCGAGGGCCCCUGUCAAGCAAGCGCCUCCCAAAGUGGAGAACAGUGCCUUCACAGCUCUGGAUCCUCUGGGAGAUAAGGAUAAGAAAACCGGAAAGGAUAUGUUUAAAGACUUCCAGCUGGCUAAACCUCCUGCCAUCCCUGCAAGGAAAGGGGAGCUUGCUGCCAACGCUGCUGCACCCCCCAGCAGCAAAGAUCCAGGGGCUUUUGAUCAGUACUUUACCAGUAAAGUGGGGGUGGCUCAGGAUGCAGCAGAUCAAGACGACUUCGAUAUCAACCAGAUUCCGUUAGCUAACAACGGUGCUUCCAAAGCCCCUCCUGCUCAAGCUGCUGCCCCGGCUCCGCUCUUUAACCCCGAUCUCCUCGAUUCUGCCUUCUCUUCUGUCGGGAACAGUUCAGCGCAGCCGGCGAGCGUCAACCAGGAUAUGUUUGAUCAGGCAUUCGGAGCUCCAAAUUCUAAUCCUUUUGGAGCGCCGCCCAUAGCUGUGAAUUCUGCUUCAACUGAUGCUUUUGGAGAUGCAUUUGGAAACCCUUUUGCUUGACCUCAAGUUUGACAGAAUAAAAAGAAUGAGACAAACAUCGGAGAUCUUCCCAUCUAAGACCUUUUGAUGACAAGCUGCUCUGUGCAAGACAAUCCAAGAACGCCUCCUCUUUUCCCGACUCCCCUUUACUUUAGUUCUGUUGCCCACUGAUUUAAAAAAGAAAAGUAAAUGUCGUUAUCUGCUGAAAGAAACGUGUGUAAAAGAAAAUUUGUGGUUCCACUGCUGAUGUUUGUUAAAGAAAUAAAUCAUAAUAAUGCUA